Leptinotarsa decemlineata (Colorado potato beetle) is the source of this 1828-nucleotide messenger RNA. Its product is annotated as glutathione synthetase. Gene Ontology annotation, molecular function: glutathione synthase activity; ATP binding; glutathione binding. The record is from RefSeq and is a predicted model, not a curated record. Gene Ontology annotation, biological process: glutathione biosynthetic process. Lineage: Eukaryota; Metazoa; Arthropoda; Insecta; Coleoptera; Chrysomelidae. Gene Ontology annotation, cellular component: cytosol.
AACUUCAAACGUCAGGGAGGGGGAAUCAGUUUAUGAUGUAUUUUCAUUCAUUUACUAAACAAAACCACAGUAACUGUGACAUUUCAUAAUACAUAUUCCUCAAUCAGACCAGACAUUCUUAUCUACCGAUAAAAAUCUGAUAUUGGUUGGUUAUAUUAUUUCGAAUUUUCAGCAUAAAGAUCAUCAUGUCCAAACCGGUUCCAAAACUUCCUAAUCAAUUUCUACCAAUUACUAAAGAUGUACUCAAAGAAACAGUAUUAAAAGCUAAAGAUUGGGCAAUUUUGCAUGGAUGUUCUAUGAGGUCAAAAAAUAAUUACAGUGAAGAUUCAGUUCAAAUUUCUCCUUUCAAUUUACUUCCAUCAAGUUUUCCUCGAAGAGAAUUCAACAAAGUUGUAGAACUUCAAACAGUUUUUAACGAGUUGAUGCAUCGAGUAGCUCACGAUAGAGAAUUUGUGGAAGCAUGUUUCAAGGAUACCAUUCAAGUGGAUGAAUUCACUGGAAACUUAUUCAAAAUAUAUGAAACAGUUCAACAAGAAGGAGUAUCUCAGGUGAAUUCAAUGAAACUUUUUGUAUUUGGGAAUAUGAGGUCAUAUAUUUCAUUACGGUCGGACUACUUACUACAUAGUACUUCUAAUAAUAAUCUGAAGCAGGUUGAGUUGAAUACAAUUGCAUCAAGCUUCAGUGGUAUUGGAACUUACAUGACACAAUAUCACAGAUAUGUUUUACAAGAAUUAGGGCAUUUCGAUAAAAUAAAAAAUCUCCCUGAUAACGAUGCUCUUACUGGAAGUUCGCAAGGUUUAUUGGAUGCAUGGAAAUUGUAUGGGAAUCCUGACUCGAUAAUAGUAUUCCUUACUGAAGAAGUAACUUACAACAUAUGCGAUCAGCGGUUACAUGAAUUCGAAAUAAGCAAGUUGAAUCCUGAGGUCAAAGUGUUAAGAAGAUCGUUAACUGAUAUACAUGAUAGGGGUUCAAUUAAUUCUAAGGGGGAACUGAUUAUAGACAAUGACAUUGUGGGUCUAGUUUAUUUAAGAGUUGGCUAUGAACCUGAUAAUUAUCCGUCCAAAAAAGAAUGGGAUGCAAGGUUACUGAUAGAAAGGUCAAAGGCUAUUAAAUGUCCCAACAUACAGUACCAUUUGGUAGGACAAAAAAAAGUACAACAGGCUCUAGCAAAGUCAGGAGUACUUGAACGCUUUCUGACAGAUCCCAAAAAAAUUGAAGCUCUUAGAGAAGUUUUUGUUGGAUUAUAUGGACUCGAAUUUGAUGAAUUUGGUGACCAGGCUGUCCAAAUGGCUCUUGAUGACCCAGAAAGGUAUGUCCUGAAACCACAAAGGGAAGGUGGUGGUAACAAUUUAUAUGGAAAAGAUGUGAGAGACUUUAUGCUCAAAGUAAAGGAUACCAAAGAAAGAACUUCAUGGAUUUUGAUGGAGAGAAUUUUACCACCUUCUGAAACAGGGUAUAUGAUAGUACCUGGGGGACCCAAUCCACCACCUUUGUCUGAAACAGUUUCUGAGCUUGGGAUCUUCGGUGUUCUUAUUGGGGACCCACAAAAGAUAAUUGUGAAUAAACAAGUAGGUCACAUGCUGAGAACUAAAGCGGCAGACUCUGAUGAAGGGGGGGUAAUAGCAGGUUUUGGAGCAUUGGACAGUCCCUAUCUGAUUGACUAAUAUAAUCUACAUUGCCAUUCCGAGUAAUGAGCUUUGAAGCACUAUAAGUUGAUUCAACAAAGUUAUCAGCAAUUUUUAUAUGUUUUGAGAACAGAUAUUUUUAUCUAAAGAAUAUGAUUGUUUUUAUGAAAAAUACUUCUUGAAUAAAAUAUUUUUGAAAAAAA